Penicillium argentinense is the source of this 1041-nucleotide messenger RNA. RefSeq names its product transcription factor SUA7. Lineage: Eukaryota; Fungi; Ascomycota; Eurotiomycetes; Eurotiales; Aspergillaceae. The transcript has a single exon. The record is from RefSeq and is a predicted model, not a curated record. Gene Ontology annotation, molecular function: TBP-class protein binding; RNA polymerase II general transcription initiation factor activity. Gene Ontology annotation, cellular component: transcription preinitiation complex; nucleus. Bases 1 to 1041 code for a protein of 346 amino acids. Gene Ontology annotation, biological process: transcription initiation at RNA polymerase II promoter; transcription preinitiation complex assembly.
AUGGCCAACCCCAAGAUAGCAAACGACAAUUGGAAAAAGAAUCUCUCUGCCACCAUCUGCUGUCCUGAAUGUAAGGAAGUCCCACCGAAUCUGGAGUUCCCUGAUUCUCAUGAGACUGUCUGUGGAUCCUGCGGUCUAGUUCUCGCAGAUCGCGAAAUUGACCUGCACUCCGAAUGGCGUACUUUCUCAAACGACGAUCAAAACAACGAUGAUCCGUCCCGUGUGGGUGACGCGAUGAACCCGCUCCUGAAUGGCGAUCAGCUCGAGACCUCAAUCGCCAGUGGUGCCUCCGGCCGAGCUCGAGAAUUGUACCGAGCUCAAAACAAGCAAUCCAAUGAGAAAUCCAACAAGGCCCUCAUGGCUGCGUACAAGGAGAUCGGUGCUAUGUGCGAUGGAUUCAAUAUCCCGAAGAACGUUGCCGACACUGCCAAAUACCUUUUCAAGGUUGUCGAUGACGCUAAGGCCUUUAAGGGCAAGUCUCAGGAUGUCAUUAUCGCCGGUUGCAUCUUCAUCGCUUGUCGCCAGUGCAAAGUACCCCGAACCUUUACCGAGAUCUUUGCUGUGACCAAAGUCUCCCGAAAGGAGAUUGGUCGCAUUUACAAGGCCCUCGAGAAGUUUUUCACGGCCCAGAACAUCGAACGAAACAAUGCCGUUGUAUCUAGUGGCGGUAUCGUCGAUCCAAACAAUAACUACACUGCGACUACAUCAACCAAGCCGAGCGACCUCUGCAACCGUUUCUGCAACUUGCUCGGGCUGCCUUUCCAGGUCACCAGCGUCUCUUCAUCCCUCUCCGACCGCGUCACGACCGGGGGCGAUCUUGCUGGACGUUCCCCUUUGUCCAUUGUCGCUGCCUGUAUCUACAUGGCUUCGUAUCUGAUGGGCGAUGGCAAAACCGCAAAGGAAAUCUCUCAGGUUGCCCACGUCAGCGAUGGAACUAUCCGCGGUGCCUACAAGCAGCUUUAUGCUGAGCGAGAGCGGCUGAUUGACCCAGAGUGGCUGAAGGAUGGAAAGGGCGACCUGUCUCGCCUGCCUGCCAGUUAA